Rotaria sp. Silwood1 is the source of this 1116-nucleotide messenger RNA. The record is from the annotation of a GenBank genome assembly. NCBI's taxonomy places the organism in Eukaryota, Metazoa, Rotifera, Eurotatoria, Philodinida, Philodinidae.
AUGAAAAUGCAACAAUCUCUAUUAUUAGUAUCACCACAAAUGCAACAAUUAACUAAAUAUCCAAUAAAAAUUUCAUUUGUUAUUCAUCCAGAUAGAACGGAUACGUAUGAUGCAUUUCAACUGCAAAUCUAUUCACUUGGACAACAAGAAGGAAUUGCUACGAAAAAAUCAGUAUCAACAACAGUUGAACCAGCGAAAAUAGAAGUGGAAAAAGGAGAUAUUACAAAACAACCAGUUGAUGUUAUUAUUGGAAGUUCAUCAUCAGAAAAUCUAAAACAAAUUUUACUAGAAGCUGAAGGAAAAGAAGUUGAAAAUGCUUAUGACGAAGAAGCUAAAAAUAAUCCACCCUCAUCAAUUAUUUCAACUCUAUCAGGUCAAUUACCUGGCAAACGAAUAUUUUUCCUUAAAUGGGAACCUAAUACAAAUCCUGAAACUCUUAAACAAUCAAUAAUUGAUCUCAUAUGGAAUGUUAUUCAAAAUACUACUUCAUAUAAAUUUACUUCAAUUGCAUUUCUAGCUAUUGGAUGUGGAGAACAUGCCUGUCCUGUUCAUAUUGUUGUUAAAACAAUGGUUAAAGAAAUGAAACAACAAAUUCAAAAUAGAAAUUUAUCAUGGUCUAUUAAAUUUAUCAUUGAGCCUAAUCAAGACAACGUUUAUGAUGAAUUUUGUACACAACUUUUGUUAUCAAAUCAAGAGCCCAUCGAUUAUCAGUUACCUUCAACAUGGCAAACAUCAAAAGAAGAUACGAUGAGGUUUACUGUACCGAAAAAUACAGAUGAAUAUAAAUCCAUUUUUAUCAGUUUUGAUGAGACAAUGAAAAAAAUAUAUCAAGAAAUCAUUAAAAUUGAACGAAUUCAAAAUGAACGAUGGACAGCAUAUGGUGUUGGCGUUUAUUUUUCAUCCAGUGUAGUUUAUAGUCAUGCUUUUACAAGAUCAAAUGCUAAUAGAGAGCGAUGUAUGUUUGUCUCUCGUGUUCUUAUUGGGAAAAUAACCCUAGAAAAUCGUUCAAUGAAAAGUCGACCUCUUGGAUUCGAUUCAACAACAGAUGGAUAUCAUAUUUUUGUUACUUAUCAUGAUGCGCAAACAUAUGCAGAAUAUUUAAUUACAUAUAGAUAG